AUGUCUAUGGUGUACAAGCAGAAGCUGUAUGGUCCUAAGAUUGUCUGGUUCCUGAUUGGGUGGUAUCCUGACAACUGGUACGAUUCCAUCGAUGAUAAGAAAGUUAAUUGUACUUCCGAACAGCUCAAGGAGGCCCUACAGUAUCAUUUCACCACAGAAGGGAUGAUGUUGAAACCAGAUGACACCCCUUCCAUCUCAGGCAUGACUUCCAAGGAGUUUCUAGCUCGGCUAAACAGAAAACUUACCACAUCUCCACAGCAGACUGCAGGAUACCCGGAAGCUCCCCUCGCCUAUGAUGCUAUAUGGGCCUUAGCUCUUGCUCUCAAUAAAACUCAGGAGAGACUAGCAAGCAGAAAUCUACGCCUUGAGAACUACACCUACGGAAAUGCUGACAUAGCAGAUGAAAUCUACAUGGCCCUAAAUUCAUCUAAUUUUGAGGGACUAUCGGGGACGGUGGCUUUUACAUCGACGGGUGACAGACUGGCCUGGACGCAAAUUGAACAAAUGAUCGAUGGGCAAUACAGAAAGAUCGGUUACUAUGACUAUGCAAACGACAACUUAACAUGGCUUAAUACAAGUGAAUGGCCAGCUACUGGGAUUCCCAAGGAUGGAGUGGAUACGAGUGAAGAGCUGGAGAGGAUAUCAAGACAGCUUUUCAUCUUGGUAUCGGUCCUGGCUGGUGUCAUCAUCUGCUUUGCUCUCUGCUGCAUCGGCUUCAACUUGUGCUUCCAGCAUACAGGAUACAUCCAGUGUUCCCAGCCCCAUGUGAAUAACGUGACGGCCCUGGGGUGCAUCGCUGCCCUCAUCUGCGUCUUCCUGCUUGGUUUUGAUGGUUCCGAGUCAGACUCCUCAGAGAUUGACACUCGGCAGAAACAGGAUGAAUUCUCAAGAAUUUGCCAUUCUAUAGCAUGGUUGAUAAGCAUUGGAUUCUCUCUUGGGUACGGCUCUAUGUUCUCUAAGAUCUGGAUGAUGCAUUCCUUAGUUACUCAGGAGAAGACAGAUAAUGAUGAUGGGAGGAGGAGAAGAAGGAAAGUCAGCCUGCAGAAGAAGAAGAAGAAACCUGUAGUAAAGCAGAAGGUCAACACCUGGAAGAUGUACCUGACGAUAGGGAUCAUCUUCCUCCUGGAUUCCUCCAUCAUCUUGGUCUGGCAGCUGGUGGAUCCCAUGUACCGCACGGUGGAGAACCUCCCCAAGGAGACCUUCCCGGAGGAGGACCUGGAGGUUGUCCCUCAGCUGGAGCACUGUACAGCCAAAAACAUGUCUAUUUGGCUAGGUAUCUUAUAUGGUAUCAACGGCCUACUUUUAAUAUUCGGUCUUUUCUUAGCGUAUGAAACCCGUAACAUGACGGUACGGGAUCUAAAUGACUCAAGAUUGGUUGGCAUGGCCAUAUAUAAUGUUGCUGUAUUGUGUAUUAUUACAGCUCCAGUCACAUUAAUCAUUAAGAGUCAAAAUAAUGCCGUCUAUGGCUUCACUUCAUUCACUAUUGUCUUCUGCUCAGCAAUUACGCUAGCACUCAUUUUUAUACCAAAGGUGGUAUCUAUUGCACAUAAUCCUAAGGGCACAUAUAAUAAGAACACUCAGGGCCUAACAGCACCAUCCAGGGAAGAUGAAGAAAAACAUACAAGAUUAUCAGCAGAAAAUGAUGAGAUCAAGAAACAUAUCAAAGAGCGAGAGGACAAGAUCAAGAUGCUUACGGAUAAGAUCCAACAGAAGACUCGGUCAAUGCCAAAGGGCGUGUUAUCUCCUUCCUCUUCCUCGCCGGGCACUGCCCUACACCAAUCAACCCCCACCACUGCACAAAGAACAAGGACUUCCCUCAGGGUCACUGAUAAGAUCACACCCCCUCACCUCUCAAUGGAGGACAGUGCGUAUGCUUCCAUGGCCGCGCCCACCACCGUCACGCCCAAGCUGAUCCACGGCGAGAAAGUCUCGGGCAUCAACGAGGACGAUCUCUCAGAAACGUACAUCUGAUGAACAGAGACUUCACGUGCAAGAAUCGCUUUUGGUGUGGACAUCCCUGUCCCAAUGGGGUGACUUUUUGAUGCAACACGACGCCAAAGUUGUAUGGAUGCGGGCCUUUCUUAGCUUCCAGAUUGUAAAUUCAAGGAGGAUGGUGGUGCCAUCCUGUAACCCCAGCGGUUUGCCUUGAUGAUUAUGAAGUGAUGGGUUUGAAGAGAAGAGUCUGAGCUAUCUUGUGAUGUGAGACUACAUGUGUUGUCUUGCCGGGUUUAGUAAGCUUUUCCAUCAAUGCCCUGUGAAAGGAUCCAUCCAGAAGCAAGAACAUUCUUCCUGGCCGAUGACCAUGAGGUGAAACAACUACUCCUCUUGUUUGAAGUGCAUCAUCAAGAAGCUUCCGGAGAUCAUUUAUGAGAUAAACUCAUGGUUGCAAGCAAUGUGAGCCUGGAAUAGAAUCUGGAUACGCACAAUAGAAACUGUCCCAAUGCGAAGGUGGGACAUGAUCUAGAUAAACAAAAUAUAAGCCUCAGGAAAUGCCCUAGAAGUUUCUUGGUCAGUCAUUUCAUACUGCAAUCAUUGAGAGACUCUGGAACUCAGAGAACUUCUUUCAGGGGGAAGAGUUAAGAGUAUUGACCUUAUUUGAGUAUCACACUGAAGACCAAAACAUUAUUUAUAAUCAAUACUCCAGUAUACGCUGAAGAAAGUUUUAUGUGAUGACCUCUCAAGUUUUUUUUCAUCACAAGGUCCUUAGAGGCAAUGGGCAGUUACUACAUGGAGUUUUUUUUUUUUUCCUUCAAUUAUUGAACCUUCAAAUUUCAUUGUAAAAAUAAAAUGAACUUAAUACUUUCAGAUAAGCAGAUUUUUUUUUACAGCGAGUUUAACCUAUUUGUUCAUUUUUGGAACAGUGAAAUGUUAUGUAUUUAAUAAGACGGCUGAAAGUCAGAUGCCCCGAUACUCAAUCUUGGCUAUAUUUUUUAGGUACAUGUAGUAUAUCACAUGUCCUUUCUUAACAAUUACGAUGCAGUUCAACACAGAUAUUUGGGUUAUUCCAUUUCUGUUUGGUCAUUUUAUAUUACCACAUUUCUCAGUUUCUAGUCCUAAGGUUUAAAAAAGAAAAAAAAUGUGCUAUAAUUGUCUUGCACUAUAAAGUUGACCAUGAUAUUUAAAGAAAUAUUCAUAUAAUUGCUAGCAAACUGAUUUCAAAUCAUAGAUCAGUCAAAAGUAUGAAUAGGUGGUGUCUCUAAAAGUGAAAACUGACAUCAUCUCUACUAAUUUAGGAUAUUUGAAUAAAA
Messenger RNA from Lytechinus pictus (painted urchin), 3248 nucleotides. Its product is annotated as gamma-aminobutyric acid type B receptor subunit 1-like. The record is from RefSeq and is a predicted model, not a curated record. Gene Ontology annotation, cellular component: G protein-coupled receptor heterodimeric complex; membrane. Gene Ontology annotation, biological process: gamma-aminobutyric acid signaling pathway; G protein-coupled receptor signaling pathway. Gene Ontology annotation, molecular function: G protein-coupled GABA receptor activity. Bases 1 to 1971 code for a protein of 656 amino acids. NCBI's taxonomy places the organism in Eukaryota, Metazoa, Echinodermata, Echinoidea, Temnopleuroida, Toxopneustidae. The transcript has 15 exons.